Molecule: messenger RNA, 330 nt
Organism: Colletotrichum costaricense
Lineage: Eukaryota; Fungi; Ascomycota; Sordariomycetes; Glomerellales; Glomerellaceae
Exons: 1
Coding region: 1-330 (109 amino acids)
Source: RefSeq, a predicted model, not a curated record
AUGUCCGAGCCGCCGAGGCAUCUUUCUACCCCCUUUUCCACUGUUGUUUAUCCCCCAGCGCCGCGGCUGCUUGGUCUCAGUCUUGAUCAGAGAGACAGGUUCGUGGCGCUGAGACAGGCCGCCAACCCGAUAGCGCGCGAGACCCAUGCGGCUUUCAUGAGGGUUCGCUUUCCAAAUGGGGCACAUGCUCGUUCUGACGUAGUCUGUUUGGGACCCUUUGGGAGCACUCUCAUCGAAACCGAGGCGGCGGCAUCGUACCUGAUUGACAAAAUCGAGAUAAUCGACCUCAUGGCAGCGAUGAUCUCUGUCUCGUUGCUCUUGAACGGCUAG